Molecule: messenger RNA, 2809 nt
Organism: Bombus terrestris (buff-tailed bumblebee)
Lineage: Eukaryota; Metazoa; Arthropoda; Insecta; Hymenoptera; Apidae
Gene: Ttc7
Product: tetratricopeptide repeat protein 7B
Exons: 15
Coding region: 15-2588 (857 amino acids)
Biological process (GO): protein localization to plasma membrane; phosphatidylinositol phosphate biosynthetic process
Cellular component (GO): plasma membrane
Molecular function (GO): protein binding
Source: RefSeq, a predicted model, not a curated record
CUACGUAAAUUAGAAUGACUAGUAAAAAAGGACACACCCUCCGAAUUGAAUCAGAAAUCGAUAAAAACCGCGAGGACGGAAAUUGGAAAAAGGUUAUAGAAUUGGCGGAACACCUGAAAGUACAGUACCCUAGUAAUGAAUGUUUAGCAAAUUUUUUAUGUGGGGAAGGAAGAUUAGAAAGCUUUUUAGAACAAACUCCACCUAUAGAUGCCAACAUUGGAAAAGCUAGAAAUGGACUACAAGAAACUAGAAAAUACUUGAUCCUUGCAGCAAAUGAAAAAGAUAAACAAGCUUUGGUUGUAUUGGAUGCACAUUUACUACUUGGUAAAUUGCAUUAUGCAAUGGGGAUGUAUGAAGAAGCUCUGAAACAUUAUCAACAAGCUGAAUUACACACACUUACAGAAAAACCAUUACCUUGUAGAAGCCUACGUAUUAUUGCAGAAUCAUAUGCAAUUAAAGACACAGAGAAACAUUUAUCCUGCCGAAGACUGCGCAUUAUUGCUGAGUCAUAUGCAAUUAAAGGUCUUUGUUUGGAAAAGUUACCACCAAAUUCUAAAUCAAAAUACAAAAUAGCAGAAUGGCAAGAACAAAUCAUCAAAUGUUAUGAAAUUACUGGGGACCUGACAUUGGUGUAUUUACAAGAACAAGAAAAACUUGCAAUGCAACAUCAAAAUGGCACGUCUACCGUAAAUAGUAACAAUGCAGGUACAUAUUCCUCUCAGUCUUCGUAUUGUUCUACAAAACAUAUCGGGCCAAUUUUGGAAACUGCACUACAAAGGGCACCCAUAUUGUACAUUCAAACUGGUAAUAUUCAAGGUGCAAUAAACCGUUACAGGGAAAUUUUAUCUGCUGUGGAGUCUACAACUACUCAAAGUCUUAGAGUUACUUUAACAAGACAAUUGGCAGAAGUAUUAGUUCGAGGAAUUAGCGGUGCGGAAUAUAAAGCUCCAGAAGCACCAAGUGAUUCAACAGAUUCUCCUUGGAAGCCAAAGAAAUAUUUAGGUCCUAAUAUGUUUGUGCCAAGAAAUGAGUAUGAAGAAACAAUUCUGUUAUUAUUAAUAAGCGAAGCUAUGGCAGUUAGAGAUGCUGUCCUUAGUCAAUCUCCAGAAUUUAAAGAUGCAAGAAUACAUGCUUUUGAAAAUGCCACUGCAGUAUAUGAUCUCCUCACAGUAGUCGUUGUGAGAUGGAGUCAAGUAGAUUUGCUAUAUGAGUCAUUUGAAAGAGCAAUGAAAUUUUCUCACGAGGAAGCCCAUGUAUGGACUCAGUGUGCAUUAUGUUUAAUUAGUAUGGGGAGAUAUAUGCAUGCAUAUAGGGUUUUGAAAGUAGUAGCAAGAUUAUCACCACAGAAGGUAAUGCCUUGUCUUUUAGCUGCAAGGUUGUGCUAUGAACAAUUAAAUAUGAUAAAAGAAGGUAUUGAAUGGAGUCAAAAAGCACUUCAAAGAGAAACAUCAAAUUCUCAAGGAAUGCAAUCAAGAUGUCAUCUCUAUAUUGGUAUUGGUCAUAGUAUUCUUGCUACAAACACUAUAGUAAAAAUGGAUAAAACUUACCAUACCAAAACAGCUUUAGAAUGUUUUCAAAAGGCGCAACAGUGUGAUCCAAACGAUCAUUUAGCUGAAUACUAUUUAGCACAUGAAUAUGCAAUUAACAGACAAAUUAACGACGCAAUGGUUCAUGUAAAAAUUGCAUUAAAUCUUCGGGCAGAACACAUUCCAUCCCUGCAUUUAUUGAUAUUACUGCUGUCGGCACAUAAGCAAUAUUCUGAAGCAUUGCAUCUAAUAAACAGUGUGUUAGAAGAAUAUCCAGAUAAUUUAAAUUUUCUUUAUGUAAAAGCACAUCUCGAAUUACAAAGUAUCGGUGGUGAACAAGCAUUAUUCACCAUAAGACAUAUGCUUUUACUUUGGAAAAAUUUGUAUGAAGAUCAAACUAAUGCUAAUUGUAAUGAACAGCACAGUGAGAAACGCAGUGAAACAAGAAGUGUUUUUCAACUGUAUGCUUCUGAAAUGUCUGAUAAAGACUCUAGUUCUGUACACGCACAAUCAUUGGCUGCUUCAAGAGUAGAACAAGCCUUAUCUGAAGUUGCAUCAUCACUUAGUUCUUUUACCCCAAAGCCUGGACCACAAAGAGCAUGGCUAUUACAAUUACAAGUUUGGUUAUUACUUACCGAAGUAUACUUAGUUUUAGAUCAGCCAAAUGGUGCUGUUCUUUCCUUACAAGAAGCCACGAAUAUUUUCCCAUUAAGUCACCAUAUUAUGUAUACACGGGGUCUUCUUCAUGAAUAUAAAUUGGAAUAUAUGGAAGCAAAGCAAUGUUAUCAGAAUGCAGUUUCAAUUAAUCCAUCACAUAUCAAAAGUUUACAACAUUUGGGAUUAAUUUAUCACUAUUUGGGAAGUCAAAGGUUAGCUGAAAAAACUUUACGGGAUGCUGCAAAAAUUGACCCAAAUUCUCAUCAAACAUGGUAUAAUUUGGGAAAAGUGUUGGAAUCCUUAGGUGAAGUAGAAGCAGCGAGUGAUUGUAUGGCAACAGCAUUGGAAGUGGAAACCACAAAUCCAAUAUUACCAAUUCUCUCGAUUCCAGUUACAUUUGAAUGAUUUAAAAUUUUAAUUCUUUAAUUAUAAUUAAGGACAAAUCACAAUUUAUUGUGCAACAUUGGCAUUUGUUUGCUCUUGUGGCAAUAGUACCUGCUUAUCUCUAAACUGUUGCAUUAUUGUACAAAUAAAUGAAUUCUUUAAAAAGUAUUAGAAUUAUGCAAAUAAUUUAUCAAUAAUCAAUGUAAAAAUCUCUAAUAAAUAAAUAGUUGUAAGAUAAAAAA